Messenger RNA from Bathycoccus prasinos, 1791 nucleotides. RefSeq lists its product with no specific name. The record is from RefSeq and is a predicted model, not a curated record. The transcript has a single exon. The coding region runs from base 1 to 1791 and encodes 596 amino acids. Lineage: Eukaryota; Viridiplantae; Chlorophyta; Mamiellophyceae; Mamiellales; Bathycoccaceae.
AUGUCGCUUUUACCUCGCGCGUUGCUCAAAAACUACUCUCAAGACGCGCUCAAACCUUUGGAAGAUGAGUGCAACGCGUUCGACAAAGUUGAUUUCUUCUCUUCCCCGCAAGCGGCGUCUCACAACGUUUCGAUCCAAUCGAACCGCACGCAACUCGUCGGCACGGUUGGAAAGAUACCAAACCUGUUUGGAUUCCACAACGUGGAUUUAGAACGGUUACGGAAAGAGAAAAAGUUCCUCGCGUUACCGCCGGAGAGUUGGCUGGAUUUUACGAAAGACGAACAAAGUCACCGGUUAUGUCGACAAGGCACCAAUACGUGGGCAAGUUUACAUAAAGGCGUGUUAACGUCGGGGAACAUUUUAGGCGCGCUUGGGUUUAAGGAAGCGCACGUGGUGACAAAGAUUGGAUUGCGCAGCGAAAGCGCGAGUCACCAGGAUUUGAUGCGCGCGGUGAUGGUGAUGCGGGAAGACGCUGCGGCGGUAGUUGAGGCCCCGUCGACGACGGGAGAGAACGAAAGGGACGAGGACGACGCGAGAGAGAAGAACGAGGCGAUCGUGAAGGCGUAUAACGAGGAGUUGAUGUUGAGUAUGGAGGAAGAGCGCAAUGGCGGGUGGUACGAUAACGAUUCAGACGACGACGACGACGAGAUGGAGGAGGAUCUAUCUGCUUCGAGUUCAGCCGCCGAGGACGAGGAAGACGAGGACGAAGAAGAUAAUAAAGAAGAAAAGUUCUUUCCGCCGAUUAAAAAUAGCAAAGGUCGGUUUCAACAUCACUUCGAUUUCUCCUCGGCAACGCCGUUGGACAUUCUUCGCGCGUCGGUUGAUAACUCACACGUGAACCGCUCGACGAAGAAAAGUCCGGCGAAAAUAAGAACGAACAACGCGAAGAAAGGAUCGAAAAAACAGAAGAAAAAGAAAGCGAAACAACUGAAGAAGAAAAAGAAAAAAGCGAGAGAACUCGCGGGGGUGGAAGAGCAACCGUUUGGUGGAACUUUAGGCCUCACUCGUCUUGGAUUUUGUCGAAUGAAAGCGAGAGAAGGCGAACAGUCCGUGAGAUUAGCGUGGGGGAAUACGGCGGAAGCGGGAGCGCUGAUGCAGUUACUGAACGAUUUCCCAAACGUAGAGGAGAUUCACGAAGUUGGUUUGUGUCGCAUGUCGAAGGACGUUUUGUUGAAGUACGAAGAGAUGUGCGGAUGUAAAUUACCUCAAUUAGGCGCGAGUCCGGACGCAAUCGCACUCAUUCGUAGCGACGAUGGUGAGAACGCGGUUGAACGCGUCGUCGUAGAGGUGAAGAAUCGAAGUCCGUUUUAUCGAACGCAAAGCGGAUACUAUCGCGUCGGCGAUCCGCCGUUACCGAAAACUAUUCCCGCGUAUCACGUACCGCAAGUACAACUGGAGAUGGUUUCCACAAACGCGUCGUCGUGUUUCUUGUGCAUGCGAAACGUGACUCGAGGCACUUCCGUCUUUCGCGUGAAGAGAGACGAGGAGUAUUUAAAGCAAAUGUUUCGAGUAAUUGGGAGGUUAUACGAAAAUUAUUGUUUGAAAGACGACGCGAAAUCGCCGCCGGAAAAUUGGUUGGCGAAUGAUCCAAUACACGCUUUACUCGUUCGUAAAACGCGAGACAUCGCGCAAAACGCCCAAUUAGUAACGAUUUUAGCCCCUUCUUCUUCUUCUUCUUUUGACGACGACGACGACGAAAAAGAACACGAAAAUAAAGACGGAAAAAAUGGCGAGGAGAGAGAAUCUUUUCAUCCGUUUCUCGACGAGUAUUUAGCGCGCGGUAGAAGUUAG